Messenger RNA from Lodderomyces elongisporus, 366 nucleotides. RefSeq names its product Pga59p (gene PGA59). Lineage: Eukaryota; Fungi; Ascomycota; Pichiomycetes; Serinales; Debaryomycetaceae. Bases 1 to 366 code for a protein of 121 amino acids. The transcript has a single exon. The record is from RefSeq and is a predicted model, not a curated record.
AUGCAAUUCUCAAAAGUCGCCAUCAUCUCAGCCGUCGCUGGUUCAGCAGUUGCUUCAUACAACUCCACCGUCACUGACAUUGCCACCACUGUUAUCACCAUCACCUCAUGUGAAGAGAACAAGUGUACCCCAGUCCCAGUCACCACCGGUGUCACCACCGUCACUGAAAUUGACACCACCUACACCACCUACUGCCCAUUGUCAACCACUGAGGCUCCAGCUUCAUCUGCUCCAGCUUCAUCAACUGUUGCUGCUGAAUCAUCAUCUGCUCCAGCCAAGAACGCCACCGUCUCAACCAUUGAAGGUUCCGGUGCUAGAUUGCAAGUUGGUGCUGCUUUGGUUGGUGCUGCUGCUUUGUUGUUGUAA